Effrenium voratum is the source of this 945-nucleotide messenger RNA. NCBI's taxonomy places the organism in Eukaryota, Dinophyceae, Suessiales, Symbiodiniaceae. The record is from the annotation of a GenBank genome assembly.
UUGUUGACCCACACCCAUAUCCAGUUGGCGCAUCAGCCCGCCAUGGGGCAGCACCAAAGCGUUUGCUGCCAGGAGGAGCAGGCGAGCGAGAUCAGGGAGGUGGUGCAAGCCGCCUACACGGACGACGCGCCCGAUUCGGAGCUGAACCAAGUGGAGCUCUCGGAGCUGAACCAGGUGGAGCCAACGAAAUCUGACGCGAUCUGCGGGCGGCCGUCCGAGUCCUCGCCCCUCGUGCUUGCUGCCAAGUGCGGCUCAACUUCGCCGUUUUCCGCAAAACUGAAGUUGGGGAAGGUGCGCGACCUGCAGGUCGACCUCGAGAUCCUGCGGGGCAUCUCGCUGCGGAGGACGCUGCGCUCCGGUGCCGGGAGGUUGUGGCGCCGCUCGCCGGUGGAUCUGGCGCUGGAGCGGCGGGCGGAGCUCUGGGGGGAGUCCAGGCCUGUGGAGAGCUUCGACAUCUUCCUGUCCCACACCUGGCAGACUUCUGGGCUGUCGAAGGUGAUGUCCCUGGUGCUGCAGAAUGGCUGGUGGGCGCACUGCCUCUUCGGGGCGCUGGGGUCUGGGCUGGCGGUGGUCUUGUGCUACCUGGAGCUGCUGCCCUUGAGCGCGGGGAUCGAGGACGUGACGCAUCCCUGGGCGCAGCUCUUCGGACUCUUGGGCUCGCUGCUGGGCUUGUUGGGCUCCCUGUACCUGCCGCGGUGCAGUCCGGACAUCGCCUUCCUGGACGUGGUGAGCAUCCACCAGACCGACCCGGCGCUUAUGGAGCGGGGGAUCUACGGGCUCGGGGGCUUCCUGCGAGUGUCUCGGGAGCUGAGGGUGCUAUGGUCGCCGCCCUAUCUGUCGAGGCUUUGGUGCGUUUUCGAGCUUGCAGCCUACCGCACCGCAAACCCAACUGGCAACAUCACCUUGGCGCCACUCUUCGUGGAGCUUUGGAUGGCAUCAAAGCGA